CACGCUUUAAAGUUCAGAAAUCAAGCAAAGCAGAUUAUCGUAGGACUGAACUAACAACAAAGGGUUCGAACGACGAAUAUUCAGCCAGGGAAUCAACGUCAUUCUCCAGAGAUUGGAAGAAAGUUAAGCUGAAUUGUACGUUCCGCAUGUUAAAAUUCUGUGAACGAAUUCCAAUGGCUCCUGUGUCUAAAAAUACCACUAAACUUGACGCGGCUCCGUCUCGAGGUAACACUGCACAAAUAAAGGAGUUUGCGGAGACUACUAUAACUAUUGAGAAAGAAACUACGGGACUUGGUUUGGGAGUCGUUGGUGGAUCCGACACAUAUCUGGGUGGUGUGGUGAUAAACGUUAUUGAACCUGGAGGCGCGGCAGCUAAGGAUGGAAGAAUUGCAAUUGGAGACCAAAUUAUCAUGGUAAACGGCGAAAACUUGGAGCAAAUGAACCAUAAAAAUGUGGUUUCUGCUUUGAGGUUAGCUCCAUCUCCAGUGAAGUUAACCAUUCUUCGAGAGAAUCCCGAGAAGCUUUUCACUUCUGUUGAAGAGCCAUCGACCAUCUUUGAAGUGAAUUUGGUGAAGUCCUUUACUGAAUACCUGGGCUUAAGUAUUCUUGGAAGAAAGGACAAGAAAGGUCUAUUUGUUACGUAUGUGUCGGAGGACAGUAUCGCAUACAGUGAGGGUUCGAUCCACCAGGGAGACAGAAUUCUGGAGGUGAAUGGAGUGAAUCUUAAGAAAACAACACAGGAAGAGGCCUGCAAAGUUUUACAGCGUGCUUACGGGACUGUCAGGCUGAAAAUUGGACGAAUUCCUUCUCUGCACUCCUCUCUUUGCUCACCCAAAAGCAAAUCUUCCCACAUAAACCACGCCCUUGAGGAUGAUGGAGGUCUCAGCAAGGAGUUUCGUCGCUGGAACAGCGUGGACUCAGUGCAAAAGAAAAAACGCAAAAUCCCGCGUGAUGUUAAGAACCAGGUCCCCGCCAGAAGACGCUCAGUAAGUUGCAGAGAUUACAGCCAGGCCUCGGAAAUUGACCUUGUUGGACUGGAGCGAGCUUCCUCUGAGCAUGACCUUAGAAAAACCAAUUUACCCAAGCAAGGUAAAAGAACUAAGGAACCUCGAGAGAGAUUCAGAUACGUGUAUCCAGAGCGGAUUGAACUGUCGUUCAACGAGCAAAUCAAUCGAGGAUCUUAUCAAAGAGAAGAUUACGUAUGAAAAGAAGUCGAAACACUAUCCAAGUGUAACAGAACAAGGA
Messenger RNA from Stylophora pistillata, 1245 nucleotides. Its product is annotated as multiple PDZ domain protein. The record is from RefSeq and is a predicted model, not a curated record. NCBI's taxonomy places the organism in Eukaryota, Metazoa, Cnidaria, Anthozoa, Scleractinia, Pocilloporidae. Gene Ontology annotation, molecular function: protein binding.